AUGACCACUACACCAUUGCCUUCUUUAUUCGAUAUCACGUCCCUGGACAUGGGCCGCGCAGAGCUCCUGCAGCAGCCCCACCAGGAGGCCUCCGCACUCCACUUCUCGGGACCCGUCGUCGGCGAGCUUGUGUUCGACAAGUUUGCGCCCCGCGACCUUGCCCCCGGGCCCAGCACUGGCUCUGUGAAGCAGGAGCACGAGUCCCCACUUUUGGACUUCAGCCCCGCGCCCAGCGCCGCGCCUGUUGGCUCUGGUGGCGUCACCGCCGCCGACGCGGAAUCCCUGGUUGCCGAUCACUUCCUGGCCUCCAGCGCGGACUCCACGCCUCUGUUCGAGCUUGAUGCUGUCGAGUCCGACCCACAAGGAUGGAACUCGCUCUUCGACGAUGACAUUGCAGUUUCUGUUUCAGAUGAGACCAUUGCGCCCUCUGUGUUUUCGGGCUCUGACGCGAUCUCCGAGGGCGCCCCAGAGCCUCAAGAAGCCGUUGCCGCAGCCAACCCCAGCACUGUCAUCGACGCUAACUCGUUCCUACCCACGCCAGUGAUCGAAGAUGUCAAGAUUUCGGCCAGUUGCAACAAGAAGAAGUCGCCUGCAGGCGCUGUACAGAAGCCUUGCAAGCUGGACCAUCUUGGCGUGGUUACGUACAACCGCAAGUCUCGUGCAGCUCCUUUGACGCCUGUUGUUCCCGAGUCCGACGACCCAGUCGCCAUGAAGCGUGCCAAGAACACCGAGGCCGCUAGACGUUCUCGUGCCAGAAAGCUGCAAAGAAUGAACCAGCUUGAGGACAAGGUUGAAGAACUCCUUAAGAGAAACACAGAACUGGAACAGGAGGUAGCCUCCUUGAGAGCCCUCCUUGGCGGGCAAUGCUAA
Messenger RNA from Lachancea thermotolerans CBS 6340, 870 nucleotides. RefSeq names its product amino acid starvation-responsive transcription factor GCN4 (gene GCN4). The record is from RefSeq and is a predicted model, not a curated record. Gene Ontology annotation, cellular component: transcription regulator complex. Lineage: Eukaryota; Fungi; Ascomycota; Saccharomycetes; Saccharomycetales; Saccharomycetaceae. Gene Ontology annotation, molecular function: DNA-binding transcription factor activity, RNA polymerase II-specific; RNA polymerase II cis-regulatory region sequence-specific DNA binding. Bases 1 to 870 code for a protein of 289 amino acids. The transcript has a single exon. Gene Ontology annotation, biological process: positive regulation of cellular response to amino acid starvation.